Phytophthora nicotianae INRA-310 is the source of this 1168-nucleotide messenger RNA. RefSeq lists its product as hypothetical. Lineage: Eukaryota; Oomycota; Peronosporomycetes; Peronosporales; Peronosporaceae. Bases 1 to 1083 code for a protein of 360 amino acids. The transcript has 3 exons. The record is from RefSeq and is a predicted model, not a curated record.
AUGCCACCAGUACGAUCGAACGUACCUACGUCAAUUGGUGAGUCCAAAACCAAUACGUGUUGGGCUCAGUGUCCAUACUCGUAUCCUAUCGAGUGCGGGCUUGAGUGCAUUCGGCAAAACGAUGAUUGCGCGAUGGAAGUCGUCUAUAAGGUGAUCACAGUGGCCCAGACGGCUCUCUCCUUGGCCACGUUGAAUGUGUUUGGCAACUUCCAAAAGCUGGCCAAUGAAUAUCACCUUGGACGAUACAGUAAACUCGCUGAGCGAGGACGAUAUCACAAUGUGAUAAUCACAUCGCUGAAAUCCGCGAAGGAGUCGAACUCCAUGUGCGGGUAUGAUAUGAAGCGUUUGUUGGAUCGUACGUGGAUGACAGUGGCGGAGUAUCGUAAGCACAAUCCGGGAAUUUCCGAAGACGACAUUCGAGUGGCCAUCAGCAGAUCAAAUCUCAUGUUGAACGACAUUCCUAUUGCAACGAAAAACUGCAUGAAUGAAUUACUCGCUCAAACAGAUGAGAAGACAGCUUACGAAAGACGAGAUACUCUACGCAAAACCUUUGGUGGUAUUGUGGACGACUUGAUCAGUUCAGGAACCAGCAGCAACGGCACUUAUCUCAGUGCUGAGGAGUACACGUUCAUUGUAGCCGACAAAGCCCUGGCAUUGUAUGCAAUUUGGGAUGUCUGGGGAGUCGGUGGUGUUGUUUCCGAGUACUUUCAGCCCAUUUGUGGUCCCACCGAGCUCAUUGGAGAGAUUGAUGACGGGUCAGUGGAUAAAUCACUAGGUAUGUCGAUCGUGCAGGGUGCUUUUAAUGGCAGCACAGGUAUGUGGGUCAAGGAUAGCGAUGGUACGGUCAGUAUCACGUUCAAGAGCGUCGACACCAAAGAUGUGACUGUAAACAUCAAAUUAAGUGGUGACAAGGUUGCUGAAGUGCCAGUCCUGGCAGGGAAGACUGUGACGUGGAAGUCGAAUGUGACGACGUUGGGAGGGGAAACACUGUAUCUGGAUCGAUGGCGUCCGGGUUUUCUGGGACUCCGUGGAACGGGGCGGCGGCUCCUUGUUGUUGUGGGUUCCUCGGUCCACAAUAGGUAGUCUGGAUCUAACUGCGGUACUCAAUGCGACUUGAGCUAAAACAAUGACGCUAUGGUGCUGCGUGUAGCGACAACAAAAUUUGAAC